Molecule: messenger RNA, 3588 nt
Organism: Oncorhynchus gorbuscha (pink salmon)
Lineage: Eukaryota; Metazoa; Chordata; Actinopteri; Salmoniformes; Salmonidae
Product: tudor domain-containing protein 3-like
Cellular component (GO): nucleus
Molecular function (GO): protein binding
Source: RefSeq, a predicted model, not a curated record
UCCAACUCUUCCAUUUGUUUUUAGUCCGGCAAAAACGCUAAAAAAUAUCCGGCUAAACUCAUUGAUUAUCGGAUUAAUUAUUAAAGAUUUAAAAAAACAAAACAAUGGAUAAUCCACAAAUGAAAUAGUUCAUCGACUAUAUUUUGCAUUUGAUACUUUUAUUUUUUUUUAUUUUGAAAGAAAAUGGCUGAAAUCAACUUAGCCCUCACUAAAGAAGGCUGGUACCUGACAGACCAAGGAAUAGAGGAGUUGAAAGGCACUUCUGAGAACCCCUCAGCUAAUUACAUUAUUCGCAUUGCACUCAAUAGUGACCUGAGGCCUAUUGGCAGGAAGUUUCUCCCUACGGACAUCAACAGUGGCCGGGUGGAGAAGUUGGAGGGUCCGUGUGUGCUGCAGGUUCAGAAGGUGAGGAACGUGUCGGCUCCCAAGGACAAUGAGGAGUCUCAGGGAGCCCCCAGGAUGCUGCGGCUGCAGAUGACAGACGGACACACCAACGCUGUGGGCCUCGAGUUCACACACCUGUCCCAGAUCAGCCUGAACACCCCUCCAGGAACCAAGGUGAAGGUCCUUGGUACGGUCCAGGUGAAGAAUGGCAUUCUGCUUCUGGACGACUCCAAGAUCUCCGUCCUCGGAGGGGAGGUCGACCACAUGAUGGAGAAAUGGGAACUGCAAAGGAGCUUGGCCAAACACAGCAGGAGUAACAUCGGACGAGAAGGUGGAGCCCCUCCCUUCGUGCCCUUCGGACAGAAGUGUGUAAGGAAUGAGGAAGUGGACUCCAGAGAGCUGGACACCAGGAAGACUCUGGUCAGCACCAGUGUGGUGAAGACGGCUGACGAGAACGAAGAGUUUGAGAAGCAGAGGCUAGCAGCCAUCGCUGAGGUGGCCAAGAACAAAGAGGGAACUCGGACGUUUGGCGGCGGAGGCAAUGCUGGCGGGAACCUCGGUAAUACAGGCGGUCGGGACCGACGAGGAGGAGGAGACCGAGGAGACAGGGACUCGUACCGGCAGAGACGAGAGGAGAGGACGGAGGAGUCCAGCCGUCCAGAGGGAAACUACAGAGAGCUCGGGAGUUACCGGGAACAACCAAACUACCGGGAACUAGGAAAUUACCGCGAGCUGGUGGAUGAGCGGGCCCUAAGGGACAUUAUGGAGAUGGGGUUUGAUAAGGAGGAUGCUCGUCAGGCCCUGAUGGACAACAACAACAACAUGGAGGUGGCUCUCAACAGUCUACUGACGGGGACCUUCAAACCCCCCACCCCCCGAGGAACCCAGCAGACCCCCACCCAGAGAGGUAAGCCCCCCCCACCCAGAGCAGACAGAGGAAGGGGUCGUGGCCGGGGUCGGGGUCGGUCCAGUAGGUUUGGGGGUGAGGAUGAGGAGGAGGGAGCAGGAGGAAGACCAUCAGGACCCAGCACUCUGUUCGACUUCCUGGAGUCCAAGAUGGGGAGCUUCUCCCUACAAGAGCCAAAGAGCCAGUCCUCCCAGAGGCAUCACGAGGGUAAGAUGACGUUCCCUCCUAACAGCCAGUCCCAGGACAGGUACCCCCAACGCAGCGACAGCCGCAACGACAGGUCAGACGGCAGGAACGACUGGUCCAGGAACGACAGAUCACGGAAGGAGAGAAACGACAGAUCAGACUCAGGAACGACAGGAACGACCGACCACCUCGUUUCCAGAGGGAUAGUGACAAGGAUUUCCCUAAACCUGGCCACGACCCUCCAUCGCCACAUCCACCCCUUCCCCAGCCUCAGCUCCAGCAGGAGCUGGCAGGGCCAGGAGAGAGCCCAGGACAGAGGCCAGGAAAGGGGCCAGACACAGGAGAAGGCCCCUCCUGGAGGUGGAGGAGGGUCAGAGAGGUGGAGAGAGGCCCAGGACAGAGGCCAGGAAAGGGGCCAGACACAGGAGAAGGCCCCUCCUGGAGGUGGAGGAGGGUCAGAGAGGUGGAGAGAGGCCCAGCAUGAGAGACAAACAGCCAGGGAGGCCAGAGGACAGACAUCAGUUUUCUGCCCUGCUGCUACGUACCCUGCCCCCGGCCAGCGGAACAGAGAACCCAGAGACGGAACCCAGGCGGAUUCUUCUGGUUCUAGAACCUUCCAGCAGGGGAUCAGAGUAGGUUCUAGUUCUGGUUCCGGAGGGUUCCAGAACCAAAGUCGGAGAGAGCAGUACUCGGUACCCGAUCUGGCAUUUAAUAAGAGAGGAGGAGGAGGAGGGAUGAAGCAGGACAACGGACCUGCACCAGCUGCCUCUAAACCAGUCCAGCACCAGACAGAGUCCAGUUCUAACUGUGUAUCAGAACCUAAAGGGGUCCAGAGGUCUGACAGCAGAACAGACAACAGAGCUGAGCCCAACAGCAGACGGAGAGGAGGAGGGGGGAAGUCCAACAGGGAAAGGCCCAACUCUGACAACUUUGACCGUUACCGGGACAACGGACCGUCGAACUCUUCUACGUCGUGGGCGGGGCAAGAGAAGGACUGUAGCGCCGGGACGCAGGACUGGGGCGUGUCCCGUGGUGAGUCUCGUCCAGUGAAAGGCCAAGUGGGCAGCGGCCCAGGCUCGGGGUCACACCUCCAAAAUGGUGACUCGUCAACGGAACACCGGACAGGGCCAAUCAAACAACAGAACUACUCCUCUGGUCCCGCCCCCAGGGAGAGGGAGGAGCCACACAACAGGAACAGCACUAACCCCGCCCAUAACAACUCCAACACCGCCCCUAAGAAGAGAACGGGGCAGGUCAAAGGGCAGAGGUCAGACCAGAGGUCAGACCAGGGGCAGGUUGGGACCAUGGAGCCUGCAAUGGCUCAAGGCCUGGGGAACUUGAAACCAGGAGACCAGGUUCUAGCGCUCUACUGGGAAGACAACAAGUUCUACAGGUCCAGGAUAGAUGCUGUUCAUCCCUCUGGUCUCACGGCCGUCGUGGUCUUCACUGAGUAUGGAAACUGUGAGGAGGUCCUUCUACACAACAUCAGACCGGUCAGCACGGACUUCUGGAAGGAAGAGGAGGGGCUAGAGUACCGGCGCGGGGGAGACGGGCAGCCUAGGACCACCACGAGGACACGGCCCACGGUCCAGUAUUACCAGCCGCCCAGGGCCAGGGACUGACUGACCACAUCAUGACUGAGUUACGACGGAGUCCACAAAGGAUCCCAGAGGUCGACGCAUCUGACCUCAAAAACCUCACAUCUUUCUUCUCCCGGGGUUGCAAAAUUCCCGAGACUUUCCCAGGUUUUUUCCCAGAAAUCCCUGUUUUGGAGGAUUCCACGUCCUUAUUUGUUCCCUCCUGAUUCCACAGAAUCUUUCAACUGUGGAUUUCUGAGAAACGGACUUUUGGGAAAGUUAGUGGGAGGCCUUUUUUUGCAGGCCUUCUCUCCUCUUCACCAAAAUACACACGAUGACCGACUCUUCCUCUGUGUCCACUUUGUGUCUCUAUAUCAAGAAGUGUGAAACAUUCAGGAAAAGGGCUUGUUGCUCAAAAAGAGGCUGACGACGAGGACUCUUAGCUAACAGACUUUGUGAAGCGCACAGCCGCUGAACACGAGGAAGAUUUGUAAAAUAGUUUAUUAUUAGACGAAUAAAAACACUGCUCCUGUA